AUGGCUUUAUUCAGAGAAAUAAUGAUGGUCGUGUUGGUGUUGAUGAUGGCUGCCGCGGGAUCUACCACGGCUGGUGUGUAUAAAGUUGGUGAUUCUGCAGGAUGGACUUUCGACCAAAAUUAUGAUCAAUGGGUUUCUUCCAAAAAAUUUCAAGUUGGUGAUACCCUUGUUUUCAACUACGAUCCAGAGUUGCACAAUGUGAUGCAAGUGAACGUCGACGAUUACAUUGCAUGCACAGAUAAAGCACCAAUUGCCAGCUUCAACUCCGGCCACGACUCAAUUAACCUCCCAACUCCAGGCGAUUACUUUUACUUGUGUAGCAUUCAAGGUCAUUGCGAUAUUGGUCUCAAAGUUCACGUUAAAAUCGCAGCUCCAACUCCAUCUCCAGUUACUCCUACUACUCCUGCAACACCAACAUCUCCCUCGAAUCCAGUGACUCCCGCGACUCCAACAACCCCAACUUCUCCCUCGAAUCCAAAUGCUCCGACUAAUAAUAGUACUCCUGCAACUGCAUUGAGUCCUCCUGUUAAUUCUGUGGAAUAUCCUUAUUUUCCUGGUUUUCCCGUUAAUUACAACUACACUGGUGACGCUACCACUUGUUAUUCAUCCAACUGGUUUCCCAUCAGCAUGUUAUUGCCAUUGUUUCUUGUUCUCUGCUUCUAG
This is a messenger RNA of Nicotiana attenuata, 663 nucleotides long. Its product is annotated as chemocyanin-like. Bases 1 to 663 code for a protein of 220 amino acids. The transcript has 2 exons. Lineage: Eukaryota; Viridiplantae; Streptophyta; Magnoliopsida; Solanales; Solanaceae. The record is from RefSeq and is a predicted model, not a curated record. Gene Ontology annotation, cellular component: plasma membrane. Gene Ontology annotation, molecular function: electron transfer activity.